Prinia subflava (tawny-flanked prinia) is the source of this 1458-nucleotide messenger RNA. Its product is annotated as keratin-associated protein 4-5-like. The transcript is spliced from 2 exons. The record is from RefSeq and is a predicted model, not a curated record. Lineage: Eukaryota; Metazoa; Chordata; Aves; Passeriformes; Cisticolidae. The coding region runs from base 774 to 1031 and encodes 85 amino acids.
CCCCUUUUAAUUGAAAUAUUAAUAAAAUACUACUACUAAUAGAAAUUAAUAAAUAACACCAGAGCUUCCCAAACCUUGGAAGAGUCCAAGGACAGGCUGGAUGGAGCAGCCUGGUCCUGCUGGACGUGUCCCUGCCCAUGGGAUGAUCCUGGAGGUCCUUUCCAACCCAAACCAUCCCACAAGGGAUUUGCAGGCAGUCAGGUGCGGGUGACUGAGCCCCAAACAUCCCAAACACCCCUUGUCCCCUCCUCACAUGCACAUCCAAUGACUGGGGACAAACAUUCCCAUUUUCCUGACAUUUUCCAUAUUUGUUCCAAACCCUGUUCCGACGAAACGACGCCGGGGUUCGGUUCCGGCUCCUGCUCUGAUUCAGCACCAGCUGCUGCUGAGUCAGUCCUGGAAAAUCUCUGUCCAGCAGAUACGAGGCCGCAUUUUUUGGCUCCCUCGCAAGGUUGUGGGGAGGACAAAUUCAUCCAAAUUCACCGGAGGCCUUUGAUUAUCUCCAGGCUAAAACCAUGACGAGGCAGAACGAGGGUGGUGAUCUCCGGUAAUGAGGCAAAAUGCAAAUUCCAGGUGACACAUAUGGCUAAAAAAUAUGGCUUUGGCUGGAUGAACAGGGGAGCUGGAAUGGUCCACGGCUGUCUCACUUCCAGCAGGAAGGAUGGCCACGGGUAUAAAAAGGCUCCGGGCCCAGCUCGCUUCAUUCGCUCCUCUCCUCCUCCCUCCACCUCUCCUCGCUCUUCAGCAGGUUCUGCUCCACUCCCAUCUCCAAGAUGCCCAACGGAUGCUGCGGCGGCAGUAGCGGCAACAACUGCUGCACCGUGUGCUGCUACAGCAGCCCCAAGUGCUGCAAGAGGCCCAUGUGCUGCAGCCCCAUGCAGUGCUGCAGCCCCUGCUGCAGCCCCUGCUGCAUGCCCAUGCAGUCCUGCUGCAUGCCCAUGACCUGCUGCUACACCAUGAGCAGCAACAACAACAACAGCGGCUGCUGCGGCUGCGGCGGCGGCAACAACGGCGGCUGCUGCGGCAACUGAGGCGCUCCCGGCUCGGACACGGACGUGGACGUGGAUUUGGACACGGAUUCCGCCCCCAACGCUCUCCCUGCUGCGUUUGGACUCUUUGAGUUUCUCUUCUUCGCUGCUUUUAGUCCCCAGGUGCUCCUGAAGCCGCGUCCCCGCGAGUUUCUGGUGCCGCUCUUCCUUCCCGUCUUGGUGCGUGGUGCUGCCCGUGGCUCCUUCUCCUUUCUCUUCCUUUAAUCCCCAAUUAGCCACGAAAGGCAAUAAAAUGUGUGAGUUGUGAUCCUGCAAACUCCCGGGUUAUGUUUAUUCAUUUGUGUUUAUCCCUUUAAACAGCAGCCCCGGUGUGGGAAGUGUUGAGCGUUUGGUUAAUUGAUUAAUGGAAUUGAUUUUGCACGUCUGUCAUUCUGUGAUGACAACGCCCCGGUGUGCCUGGUGGUGCUCA